Molecule: messenger RNA, 852 nt
Organism: Knipowitschia caucasica
Lineage: Eukaryota; Metazoa; Chordata; Actinopteri; Gobiiformes; Gobiidae
Source: the annotation of a GenBank genome assembly
AUGGCGUUCGCCAUCAUGCGCCCUAUGGCCACGCACUUGAUCUAUUCAGACUUCACCAUGACCUCUGAGGACGAGGACAAGUGCAGCGAAAGUGACGGCAGCUCCGAACAAAGUUUCUGCGGCUCAUCGGAGAAGCGCAGGAGAACAGGCCAUAAACUGGAGGGAGAAACUACGGUCAUCAAGCAGCGGAGCGCGGCCAACGCCAGAGAGCGCGGGCGGACCCAGAGCGUCAACACUGCGUUCACAGCUCUGAGAACUCUCAUUCCUACGGAGCCCGUGGACAGAAAACUGUCCAAGAUUGAGACGUUGCGUCUCGCGUCCAGCUACAUCUCUCAUCUGGCCAACGUGCUGCUGUGUGGAGACGCUGCUGACGCACAGCCGUGCCUCGGAGCGCACGAGGGGAGCGGGCCCAAGCCCAGGACCAUCUGCACUUUCUGCCUCAGCAACCAGAGGAAAGGGAUAAAGGACGGGAGAGACUGUUUAAAAAUGCGGGGACUCGCUCCGUUGCGCAGGCUCCCACGGCAGGAAGAUGUCACAGAGGCACAGGAAGAGAAACAGCACUGCCUGACCUCUGAGAAAGGCUCUCUGUGCGGCAGGCUCUGGGUCAGCGCCAGCCCUGACAUCAGCCGGGACCCAGAUGUCCACAAGCCUAAGCCUCAUGGACUGGUUGACAGCCUUCUCCAGGGGACCACAGCUCAGCCCGCUGCUUUACGGCCACCUCUGUUGAUCUCUUCCUCUGCAUGGACCCCAGAGGAGAGUUUGCACAGGAAGUAUUUGAAGAGGGAUGAAAUAGCACUGAUGACAGGACCCGCUCAUCCUGCCAGAGACUUCCAAAUGUGCUGCGUUCGCUGA